AUGGAAGAUGACAGAAAUCAUCAGGUCGCUCAGGGGGAUGUUUUUGAGGAUGUCGACAAUCACGGCAAUGACUGCUAUCGAGUGAUCAUCCAGUUCACUGGACGUAUGUUUGGCUCGUUUAGUCAGUGGGUCAUUUUCGACUUUGGCACCUAUCCAGUUCUGGUUCGCAAACUGUCUGUAGAAGUGGGCAGCCAAGAUGUACUCAAUGUGGUCAAGUCCCUCCACCAGAAGUACUUAUUUGAUAGGUGGACGAGUCAGAACUGCAAAAUAGUUCGACAGCCUGAACCUUCAAAUCCCACGGAUGAUCAACUGCUGCAGAAAUACAAGGCCCCAGAUGCGUCUGAGUGCCUCAUAACACAAGAUAUUAUUAUUGCUGAACUAAAUUGCAACAACUACAUCCACAAGAUGCACAAACUGUUGGAGCUAGAGGAGCUGACCAGACAUAAAAUCAUAUCAAGUUUCAACAUCUGCACAACUGUUCAAAUCCAGAACAAUAUUUCUGAAAGUGCAGGUUCAUUCUAUGCUAGACCAGGAGAGCUGUUUAUGAGAGUGCCUCUGUCAGACAAUUUGACUGAGGACACCAACGCCGGUCAAUUAAUCCUUACUAGUGUCAAGAAAAUCUGGUUUGCUCCAUUGAACCAAGGUCGGAAACGAGUUUUUGAAGCCAACAUUUUGGACUCUAGUAACUACGGCUUCGAUGGUCGUGGGAAAGAAUACAUUUACCUGUGUGUUCCUCCAGUUUGUGUACAGGCUCUGGGACUUGAGGCCGGGUCAAAUGUUGAAGUUGAGAUUCAGUUCCAGAUGAACCGACUCCAUUUUUGUCGCAUGCACUUCGCCAUUGACUGCUUGCAGAACAUCGACAUAGUCUUUCCAUAUACUAAAAACGUAAAUCCAUCAUUCAAACAGGAUACAGCUUUAACCCAUGUCAGUUCCAAGUUUCUGAAUGAGGACCAGAUGAAGGUAGUGCAACAUAUUGUAGCCGAGCGCGUUGGGUAUUCUCCUCCAUUUAUAAUGUACGGACCGUUUGGAACAGGCAAGACGGAAACCCUAGCACAGGCUACAAUGAUGCUGAUUAAAGAGUCCAAAUCAGCUCGCAUUUUGAUUUGUGCACAGUCAAACAGUGCUGCAGAUAGAUAUAUUGUGAAAUACCUCGAUAAAUUUCUUAAAGAGAGAAAACUGGAAGACAAGAUGAGACGGGUGUAUUUCAAAGAACGCCGUGUAAACACCGUGAAGCUAGAAGUCCAGAAAUACUGUGCAAUGACGGAGAGGAAGGAUGCCUUCAGUCCACCGUUUCGUGAGGACAUAAUGCAGCACAGCAUAGUCAUAACAACAGUGGAGACUUCGCUAGAGUUGUUGCACUUGAAUCUACGCGGCUACUUCACGCACAUCUUCGUAGACGAGGCAGCCCAAGUCCUAGAAUGUGCGAUCAUCAUGCCAUUGUCCCUGGCGACGGAGAAGACAUGUCAGGUAAGGUAUUUUACGUCAUCUAUGGCCACGAAGGCUUUCACGCACGCCUAUCCCGGGCUGAUUCUCCUUCUGACGUCGGCAUGA
Molecule: messenger RNA, 1551 nt
Organism: Gigantopelta aegis
Lineage: Eukaryota; Metazoa; Mollusca; Gastropoda; Neomphalida; Peltospiridae
Product: probable helicase with zinc finger domain
Exons: 6
Coding region: 1-1551 (516 amino acids)
Biological process (GO): regulatory ncRNA-mediated post-transcriptional gene silencing
Cellular component (GO): P granule; cytosol
Molecular function (GO): helicase activity
Source: RefSeq, a predicted model, not a curated record